Molecule: messenger RNA, 237 nt
Organism: Protopolystoma xenopodis
Lineage: Eukaryota; Metazoa; Platyhelminthes; Monogenea; Polystomatidea; Polystomatidae
Source: the annotation of a GenBank genome assembly
GGCAGCUGGACGACCGAAGAAAAUGGCGCUUGGACGCAGACUGUGACGGAGAAAGCGGCCAACGGUGAGGGACUCAAGAGACCCGGAGGACCCGGAGGACCAAUGGCGACUGUGGGUGAUGAGCCGACGAGACAACAGCAACGAUCGCUUCCUCUUCAUUCGGCCAUCUUGUUGGCGCUCGACGACUCGGUUGAGGUGAGUAUAGAGUUGGGCGGAAGUUUGGAAUUCUUGUCGUGA